Ornithorhynchus anatinus (platypus) is the source of this 2562-nucleotide messenger RNA. RefSeq lists its product as uncharacterized. Gene Ontology annotation, cellular component: cytoplasm. Lineage: Eukaryota; Metazoa; Chordata; Mammalia; Monotremata; Ornithorhynchidae. The transcript is spliced from 2 exons. The record is from RefSeq and is a predicted model, not a curated record. Bases 41 to 1771 code for a protein of 576 amino acids.
CGAGAGGCAUCCGGGGGAACUGGGCAGCUGGGCAUCGCGGAUGGCCGGGCGCUCCGGGGCUUCCACCAUGCAAACAGCCCAGCCCGGAGCCCCGAGCAGGGAGCAAGUUUUUGCUGACUACAUCAGCUACUACCGAGAAAGGGGGUUGGAGGGUAAACUCGGGGUCUGCAGGCAAGCGGCGCUCAGAGAAAAAGCCAGACAAUUCCUGGCCUCCGCUUCCCACCUGCCCGAAGGGUUGCCAACAUUUCACUUCUCCAGUCUGGUGGAAAGUUGCUGCUUAGGCGGGGCAACGGACCGGGAAAGGCAAACCUGCCGCAGGGUGGUCCAAGCGCUGGAGUUCCUGGAGCUGAUCUGUGUCAACCUGUUUCUUUCCCCUUGGAGAAGGGAAAUCAAAUCACUCAAGACGUUUACGGGAACCUUUGUGUACUCCGUUCGAUCCGGCCUUCCCGGAAACCUGGCGGAAACGGUCCUGGAGAAGCUGGGCUAUGCUGCCGUCACGGCGACGGAAUUCUCGUUGGUCAGGAAGAUCGAGGAGGAGGAGGCCAAGCAGAUCGCGUUUGAGAUGUUUCUUGCCAGAAUGGAGUGUGAAAUCUUUCUGGAAGAGAGCAGCGAGUGCUGUCCCAUGGAGCUGUGGGAAGGGGCCCAAACGGGUGGCCGGCAUGACCUGGAGAGCAUGCUGAUGCCAGAGAAGCCAGACCCUCCUCAAAGGAGCCCUGGGGGCAGCCCCAGGAUCCCUGGAGGAGAGAGUGGGGAGGGGUCAUCCCAGAACCCAGCCAUGAUCCACAAUGCCCCUGCCCCGGGCCCAACCACCUGUGUGUCUGGACACCUCUCCGGCCGGGGUUCAGACAGUGAGGAGUUCCUCAGCAGGUACAGUGACAUCUUCAUCGGGCAGACCCCUGUCUUCCCGGAGGACUGCUCUCCAGGUCGCCAGAGGAGGCCUCUGGCCACUGGCCCCGCUGCUGCCUGUGAACAACUCAUCCUGUCCAGCGGGGCCGCAGCCGCCAGGCCCAUCACUCCGCUGCUCUUGCCGGGCGACAGUGGACCCCAAGCCCUGGCCAUGUUUGUUGAUGUUCCUUCUGGCCGGGCCCAGGCUCCAGGCCUAAACAAAACCCUCGAGUGGCUGGCUGCAGUCAGCAACGUAGAUUCCUUUGAGGAGGAGGAGGAGGGAAAACAGGAGGGGGAGGAGGAGAAGGAGGUUGCCACUUCCACCCGGCUGAGCUCCCCACCAGGCCACCAGCCUGAGGCCCCCACCCCUAGGGCUCUGUGCAGCCCCUUGGGCAGUGCCGCCCUGGAGCAGGAUCCCUCCAGCGAGGACGAGCUGGGGGAGGUGUCCUCUUCCCUCAGCCAGCUCGACAUCAGGACAGCCAGCAACGACCGGCUUGCACAGCUGGGCACGGAGCCCAACAGAGAGGGGAGUCGGGGGCCAGACCGGCCCCCAAGGGGUAGCCCCUGCCCGGCCGAGGGAGAGCCUCCGGCCACCGGACCUCCACAGUCCUCCGAGCUAGCCGCCGACCCCUGCAGCCAGGGCCCUUCGGAAAGCAGGCAGGGGCCCGAGGAGCCUUCUGACCUCCAGCGAGCCACUUUGGUCUCUCGCCACGUUCGAGAGCCUCCCGGGGCCACCUACGUGCCCCCCGGGGCCCUGGCAGCCCAGUGUGCCGGCAACACCCAACCGUCCACCUCCCCCUCAGGAGCUCGGCCUCAUUGCAGCGAGCCCCGCUUCAAAGCAGCAACCAUUGAGGGGGCAGGUAGAGGUGCAGACGAGGGAGACUGAGCGGGGGCCCUUUGGCCCACAGAAGACUCCACAGAAGACUGGGGUGGGGGAACAACAGAAUUCCUGGGGGGAAGCCCGGGAUUUCGCUAUGUCCAGAAACGAGUCAGACCACAGAGCCCCGAUGGGUAAGGAAGGGACUGUGAAUCUGGCGUAGAAGGGAAGGUCUGUGAGUGAUGCCCCGGUGGAGGGGAGAGCAGAGGGCGGCGGGAAGAGGGCUUCCUUACGAAAUCUGGCCUGGACUUUGUAAGAGGAUGUUGUUUUAGCUUGAGAGAGGUCGAAGAGGAGAGAGUGGCAAUGCUUGCUUUGCUUCCGUCACCCCAGUCCCAGCUACGGCGUCACCUGAGCACCCUGAGAGCUGGGCUCUCCCCCCAGGAGCCCCUUCUAUGGGUCUCGGCACUGGGGCCGGCCGAGUGACCAGCAAGAUGCUGGGCAACAGUAAACCACCUGUUAGUGUCCCCUGAGCUCUGGGGCUCAGAGAGGAAAGAAAACCUCAGUCCAACCCACCAAGGCCGGCCUGAGCCCUCGGGCAACAGAAGAGCUGAGGAAGGAGGUUAGGGCCCGGGGGUUGGGCAGCUGGGAUUCAGCUCUACCAGACGGGGAAGGAAAGAAAACGGAGCCUCAACCCAGCGGAGCAGAAGAUCCUGGAGCAACAGCCAACUUCAGAGCUGCAGCCCAGCCUGGUGGAAUGAGCGUGGGAAGGGAAAUCCGGAGACCCGGCCUCUAGUCUCAGCUCUGCCAGCUGGCCUGCUGUGGGACCUUGGGCAAGUCACUUCACCUCUCUGGGCCUCAGU